Messenger RNA from Echinostoma caproni, 1296 nucleotides. The record is from the annotation of a GenBank genome assembly. NCBI's taxonomy places the organism in Eukaryota, Metazoa, Platyhelminthes, Trematoda, Plagiorchiida, Echinostomatidae.
GAAAUCGUUCUAGAAAAGUCUUUGUCCUACUGGGAUUUGACUUCUAAUUCUCUUCGGCGGUACGUACAUCACGGAACUAUGCUUCGGUUUGGCCGAAAGUGCAGUUCGCAAGAAGAAAGCGAGUUCGAGAUUGUUCGUUCUUGCGAAUCAUCUAAAGACCUUGAGAAACAAGUGGAUAUCGAGCAGGAGUCACGGGUACAACAAUCCCCAUCCGAAAAGCGUUCAACUUCUGAUACAACCCUUAAACCAGCGUGGAACGACGAAGACGAUGCCGUUGUAAUUGAGGAUUACCGUCCCAUACCCGUCUUAGAUGUUCGCAGUAAAAAAAGAAAACAAGAAGUGGAAGGGGCUUCAGAUGCCGAAGAUUCUGACGCCGAGUUUGGCGUUCAUUGUACUAGAAAAAUACUCCGGGAUGAGGCAUCGCCAUUUCUACCAGAGACAAAAACGAUCGGCAUUCGAAGAGUAUUUGAUGCCAAUCGCGAACGUAUCUCCUUGGGGCCCUUAAGUUCUGUUGAUUUUAAUCCCGUCUUUCAAAUGCUUCUGACAGCCAGCGAAGAUAGUACGUUGGCCAUGUUUAAGAUCUAUGAUCUGCAGACAGGGUCCGAAACACGUGCCAGCCCUUUUAUCGGCUCAACACCGGAUCAGAUAUUGAGUAAUUGCCAAGUAUCUCCCGGACAACCAAACCUAGUGUCCCUACAAAACGGGGCUAAUAAGGUGUACAUGGCCGAUUUACGGAGCCUUGAAAGAAUUUCCACUCUACACGCACGAGGUCCGAUUCGUUCAACUUGUUUCCUCAAAGAUGGGACGUUUUUCUACACGCUGGACUCCUCCGGACUGGUGUACGUAUUCGAUUUACGUAUGAAGAAUCCGGUCAUGGCUUAUCAGUGGACAGACGAAGCUUCCACGGGAGGUGCAGCGAUUGCCAGCUCUCCAGACGGGCAUUGGAUCGCAUGCGGGUCGGACAGUGGAUUUGUCAAUGUCUACCCAGCGGCCAAGGUUUCCCAGUCUCCUCAUCCACAUCCAGACAAGUCGAUUGCCAAUUUGCGCACCCGUGUUGAUCUGGCCGUGUUUCAUCCUGGCAACGAAAUGCUCUGUAUUGGAUCGUCUGAUCACUCGGCAGCCGUGCGUCUGUACCACAUGCGAAGUCGUCAAGUGUUUGACAAUUUCCCGGUUCGCGUUGGCCGUCUCGAUCUGGUCAGCUCGAUCGCUUUUAGUCCGGGUGGGAAGUACUUGUGUAUCGGACAAAAGAACGGGAGAGCUGCUCUGUACAGUAUUUCGCAUUAUCCAGACUACUGA